Molecule: messenger RNA, 3060 nt
Organism: Leptosia nina
Lineage: Eukaryota; Metazoa; Arthropoda; Insecta; Lepidoptera; Pieridae
Source: the annotation of a GenBank genome assembly
AUGUAUUCGAGAAUAGCGUCAAUUCGAAGCGGACUACAUAGGAAAUUUGGUCACAGGAACAACAGUAGUGGGAUUUUGAAAAAGAAAGAAAAUAUCUACAAAAAUUUGCUGCCUGGUAAAUUAUAUCAUGGAUUUAUCUGUACGGAUGUAGAACCAAUAAAGGAGUACAACAUGACAGCGUAUUUUCUGACCCAUGAGAAAACUAAGACUGAAUAUUUACAUUUAGAGAGAGAUGAUCCAAAUAAUGUGUUUUCCAUUGGAUUUCGCACAACACCUCAAGAUUCCAGGGGAACACCUCACAUAUUAGAACACACAGUUUUAUGUGGUUCAGAGAAAUAUCCCGUUCGAGAUCCAUUCUUCAAAAUGCUUAACAGAUCUCUUGCCACCUUUAUGAAUGCAUUGACCGGCCCAGAUUAUACAUUUUACCCAUUCUCAUCUCAAAAUGAAGUAGAUUAUAGAAACUUGCAAAAAGUAUAUUUGGAUGCUGUUUUUAAACCUAAUUUAGAAAGACUGGAUUUUCUGCAAGAAGGUUGGAGAUUAGAACAUGAGAAGUUAGAAGAUAAAUUGUCUCCACUUGUUUUUAAAGGUGUAGUCUAUAAUGAAAUGAAGGGAGCAUUUUCUGAAACCAGCUCUUUAUUUGGUCAAAAGUUCAUAAAUACAAUUCUUCCAAAGGGCACUUAUGGUAACGUAUCUGGUGGAGAUCCCUUAUGCAUUCCAGAACUAACACAUACUCAAUUAAAGAACUUCCAUUCAACAUAUUAUCAUCCUAGUAAUGCAAGGAUAUUCUCAUAUGGUAAUUUUCCUUUAGAGCUAAACUUGAAGUUUGUGAAUGACAUGUACCUCAGUAAAUAUGAGUAUUUGGAUAGUAAAAAUUCUGUAGUGAAGCCCCAAGAGAGGUGGAAAAUGAUUCAAAGGACCUCCACUCCAUGUAGAGUAGAUCAAUAUGGUGGACCAGUGGAGAAACAGAACCAAAUUGCUAUGGGUUAUGUCAUGUCCGAUAUUACUGAUGUUUAUGAUACAUUUAUGAUGACAGCCCUAGCUGAGUUGAUGAUUAUUGGCCCAAACUCUGCAUUUUACAAGAGUUUAAUAGAGAAGAAUAUUUCGGGUGGUUACAAUUCUCUUACUGGUUAUGACAACCAGAUAAGAGACACCUUGUUUGUUGUGGGUUUGAGAGAUGUUGAAAAAACAAAUUUUGAUCUUAUAGAGAAUAUAGCAAAUCAGACUAUAGAGGAUAUCCACAGCAAAGGAUUUGGAAGAGAACACAUUGAAAGUGUACUGCAUGGUUUUGAGCUGUCAAUCAAACACCAGUCGCCUAAAUUUGGACUAAAUGUGCUUUUUAACCUAAUGCCCCUUUGGAACCACAAUGGUCCAAUUUUAAAAGCCCUUAAAGUUAAUCAGCUCUUGGAUCAAUUAAAAACAAAUUUAAUGGACUCAAACUAUGUUAAAGAUGUUAUUGAAAAAUAUUUCAUAUUGAACAAUCACAAGCUCAUUAUGACAAUGCAACCUGAUCCUAAGUUUGAUGAUGUUUUUAAUGAGGCAGAAGCAAAGCUAUUAAAAUCUAAGGUGAAGGAAUUGACAUCUGAAGAGAAAGAACACAUAUUUAGGGAUGGCAUUGAGCUAUCGAGGGCACAAAAGAAAGUUCAGAAUCUAGAUAUUCUUCCCUGCUUAAAAAUAGAUGAGAUCAUAUUGAGCAAAACUGCUCCAACUCUAAAACACACAGUAUCUGGAACGAUACCAUUGCAAUUAUGCGAAGCAAAUACCAACGGAGUAACAUAUUUUAAGGGAGUGCUGGGUGCAGAAAAUUUAAGUGAAGAUCAGAGAGCACUAUUACCUUUUUUUAAUUAUAUUCUUGAUAAAUUUGAUACAAAAUCAUAUAACUACAGAGAUUUUGAUAAAUUUGUUAGUAAGACGACUUCUGGACUGAGCUUUGUUACACAUGUGACAGAGCAUAUAGAUUUAGAAGAACAAUAUGAGCAGGGCGUAUUAAUAAGCAGUCACUGUCUGGAUGAAAAUUUACCCAAAAUGAUGGAUAUUUGGUCUGAAAUAUUCAGUCAACCCAAAUUUGACAAUAGCAAGAGAAUGACAAUGCUUUUUGGGAAUUAUUGCUCAUCUUUAACUAACGGAAUUAUCGACAGUGGUCACGUCUAUGCGAUGCAGGCGGCUCGGUCUCUGGUCUCCUCUGUGGAUGCAUGUAAAGAGAGUCUCUUGGGUAUUAAACAUAUAAUGAACAUGCAACAAACUCAGAAAAAGUAUAAAGUUGAGGAUAUACAGGCUAUAGUGGACAGUAUAGGAAAAACUAUCUUGAAAGGUGGAAACCUAAGGGCUGCCGUCCAUUACUCCCGUAACAACAAUGAAUUUCACGAAGAAAUAGACAAGUUCUGCGUUAGUAUGUGUCAAAAUCAAGACUGCAAAGAUGUCAACAGGAUUAAUUUCAUGGAUUCAAUGGUGCAGUCUAAGGAAAACCGCGGUCUCCACGUAUCUAUGAACAUCCCAGUUAAUUACUGUGCAAAAGUUAUCCCGACGGUCUCUUACAUGCAUCCCGACUAUGCAAAAUUGAGGGUACUUUCACGAUUCUUAACUUCGAAAUACCUUCAUCCGGUCGUCAGAGAACAAAAUGGCGCGUACGGCGGUGGCGCUAUGUUAACAAUGGAUGGCGUUUUUAACUUCUAUUCAUAUAGAGACCCGAAUUCCCGACUGACGAUGGACGUUUACGACGAGACGACAGAUUGGAUGGACAAAAAUGUGAGUCUAGUAGAUGACCAAAACCUCUUUGAAGCUAAGCUAUCGAUCCUACAGCAAAUGGACGCGCCCGUGGCCGAGUACAUGAAGGGAGUCGAACUAUUUUUAUACGGCUUAUCCUACGAUAUAUGGAAGACCCAGAGGGAGAGGAUUCUGGGAGUCAAUCGGGACGACCUUCUAGAAGUGUGUCAGAAGUACUUGACGCCCGACAAGUGGUCUGGAAAGUGCGUCAUUGGAGAGGGAGCAUCUCAGCAGUUGUGCAAGAAUAACGAAGCCUGGGAGAAAGUGAGCGGACCGCAAGAGAAGGAUGUGACAUGUUAA